AUUAUUGUGCCUAUUGUUGUGGCUCCAAGAAUUACACCACAGAAUCCACAGCACAAAAUCUAAGGAAAUAUCACAUCCCCCCUUCAUCGUUCGUUCAUUCAUUCAUUCAAGAACGUACAGUGCCCAGAAGCUUGGUCCAGAAGAAGAAGAAGAAGCUAGCUAGCUACUUCCAUGGCUGCCACUUCCAUCUGUGCCGCCACGGCCUUCAAAGGGGGGUUCUCCGCUGCCGUGGGCGGCGAAGACUACGCGGCGCUUGCCCGGAAAAUGCCGGCGUUUGUCCGUGUGUCAAGGCCGGUCCGGGCGCAGCCUAUGAUGAAGAAUGUUAAUGAAGGGAAAGGGAUCUUUGCUCCUCUUGUUGUUGUCGCAAGGAACAUCAUUGGGAAGAAAACGUUCAACCAGCUCAGAGGAAAAGCCAUUGCUUUACACUCACAGGUGAUCACAGAGUUCUGCAAGACAAUUGGAGCAGAUUCAAAGCAGCGGCAAGGAUUGAUUCGACUGGCGAAGAAGAAUGGGGAGAAGCUUGGGUUCCUUGCAUGAGAGGAAAUUCCAUAUUUUCUCCAUUUACAAAAUGGUCAGAAUACUCUUCAAAGAAUGUAUUAAAGCUUUAAAGACUUCAGACCCACAUAUAUGUAUGUAUUCCAUAGGGACUUCCUAUUUCAUAAUCUAGAAGAUGUACCACUUUCAUCUACUUCCAAGAUUAGGUCAACAAAAUGACUGAUAAACUGUUGUGUCAUAUAGUAUACUUGUGGAACAAAAGUAGGCUUCCUAGUGUUUUUAGCCUUUACAAAUGGAGUAAUGUUCACAUC
Messenger RNA from Ipomoea nil (Japanese morning glory), 806 nucleotides. Its product is annotated as protein PROTON GRADIENT REGULATION 5, chloroplastic. The transcript is spliced from 2 exons. The coding region runs from base 172 to 537 and encodes 121 amino acids. Gene Ontology annotation, molecular function: electron transfer activity. Lineage: Eukaryota; Viridiplantae; Streptophyta; Magnoliopsida; Solanales; Convolvulaceae. The record is from RefSeq and is a predicted model, not a curated record. Gene Ontology annotation, cellular component: chloroplast. Gene Ontology annotation, biological process: response to high light intensity; photosynthetic electron transport in photosystem I.